Messenger RNA from Cordyceps fumosorosea ARSEF 2679, 213 nucleotides. RefSeq names its product Protein translocase SEC61 complex, gamma subunit. The transcript has 3 exons. Gene Ontology annotation, cellular component: Ssh1 translocon complex; membrane. Gene Ontology annotation, molecular function: transmembrane protein transporter activity. NCBI's taxonomy places the organism in Eukaryota, Fungi, Ascomycota, Sordariomycetes, Hypocreales, Cordycipitaceae. Bases 1 to 213 code for a protein of 70 amino acids. Gene Ontology annotation, biological process: post-translational protein targeting to membrane, translocation; protein targeting. The record is from RefSeq and is a predicted model, not a curated record.
AUGGCUGACCAGGUCGAGAGCCUCAUCGACGUCCCCCGGGAGUUCGUCAAGGAGGGCAUCCAGUUCAUGAACAAGUGCCAGAAGCCUGAUCGCAAAGAAUUCAUCAAAAUCUCGCAGGCCAUUGCCAUGGGCUUCGUCGCCAUGGGCACCGUCGGCUACCUCGUCAAGCUGAUCCACAUUCCCAUCAACAACAUCCUCGUCGCUGGCGCGUAA